AUGAAACCUAAGCGAACCCCCAGGGCCCUUCUCCUGCUGCUCUCGGGGGCCCUGGCCCUGGCCGAGACCCGGGCCGGCUCCCACUCCCUGAUGUAUUUCUACACCUCUGUGUCCCGGGGGGACCGCGGGGAGCCCCGCUUCAUCGCCGUCGGCUACGUGGACGACACGCAGUUCGUGCGGUUCGACAGCGACGCGGCGAGUCGGAGGGCCGAACCGCGGGCGCCGUGGGUGGAGCAGGAGGGCAAGGAGUACUGGGACCGGGAGACGCGGAGGGCCAAGGACACCGCGCAGACUUUCCGAGUGAAUCUGCGGACCCUCCGUGGCUACUACAACCAGAGCGAGGCCGGGUCUCACACCCUCCAGAGGCUAUCUGGCUGCCACGUGGGGCCGGACGGGCGCCUCCUCCGCGGGUAUGAACAGUACGCCUACGAUGGCGCCGAUUACCUCGCUCUGAACGAGGACCUGCGCUCCUGGACCGCGGCAGACACGGCGGCUCAGAUCUCGAAGCACAAGUCAGAGGCGACCGGUGAAGCAGAGGAAAGCAGGGCCUACCUGGAGGGCCGGUGUGUGGAGUGGCUGCACAGAUACUUGGAGAACGGGAAGGAGACGCUGCAGCGCGCGGGCCCUCCAAAGACACACAUAACCCACCACCCUGUUUCUGACCACAAGGCCACACUGAGGUGCUGGGCCCUGGGCUUCUACCCUGCGGAGAUUACACUGACUUGGCAGCGGGAUGGGGAGGACCAAACUCAGGACAUGGAGCUUGUGGAGACCAGGCCUUCAGGGGACGGAACCUUCCAGAAGUGGGCUGCUGUGGUGGUGCCUUCUGGAGAGAAGCAGAGAUACGCGUGCCAUGUGCAGCAUGAGGGGCUGCCAGAGCCCCGCACCCUGAGAUGGGAGCCAUCUUCCCAGAACACCAUCUUCAUCAUGGGAAUCCUUGCUGGCCUGGUUCUCCUUGGAGCUGUGAUCACUGCAGCUGUGAUGUGGAAGAAGAAGAGCUCAGGUAGGGAGGGAAAAGGAGGGAGCUAUUCUCAGGGUGUAAGUAAUGACAGUGCUCAGGACUCUGAUGUAUGUCUCAAGACUUGUAAAGCAUGGACAGCUGCCUUGUGUAGGACUGAGUGAUGCAAGAUUUGUUCGCACAUGCCCUUUCUGACUUGAAGAACAUUGACUCACUUCUCUUCCUGAAUGCGAGGGUGUAAGAACAGAUACUACCAUGUCCACAUUGACCCCCUCAUCUGUCUUCCUUCCCCGAUCAUCUUUCUUAUUCCAGAAAGGUGGAGCUGGGAUGUCUCCAUCCUGUCUCUACUUCAUGGUGCACUGAGCUGUAACUUCUUACUUUUCUACUAAAAGUAAGAACUUGGGGCUGGGCACAGUGGUUCACACCUGUAAUCCCAGCACUUUGGGAGGCAGAAGUG
Molecule: messenger RNA, 1415 nt
Organism: Carlito syrichta (Philippine tarsier)
Lineage: Eukaryota; Metazoa; Chordata; Mammalia; Primates; Tarsiidae
Product: HLA class I histocompatibility antigen, A-11 alpha chain-like
Exons: 8
Coding region: 1-1122 (373 amino acids)
Biological process (GO): antigen processing and presentation of endogenous peptide antigen via MHC class Ib; antigen processing and presentation of endogenous peptide antigen via MHC class I via ER pathway, TAP-independent; immune response
Cellular component (GO): external side of plasma membrane
Molecular function (GO): signaling receptor binding; peptide antigen binding
Source: RefSeq, a predicted model, not a curated record